CGCGUGAGACUUUUCCCUCAUUUUGAUCGGAACUUCCGGUAAUACUCACCAUGUUCUCCGCCCCUCCACAUUCAAUGCGAUGGGCGUUUCCAAACAAAAGACAUCAGGGCACUUCAAAAUGGGAGAGAGCUUCCAUGAACAGCUGCAAAUAGACAGCCGCUUCCUGAAAUCAGACCGACGUCUAGAUACAGAACUGGUGGAUAAACUCAUCCUGCAGCUCAACAGAAUCUACCCACAGAUCCUGACUGACAAGGAGGCCUCCAAGUUUAGGGAUUUGGAUGUGCCCACCUGUAUCAGGCUGGCGGAGCUGCUGAAUCAUCUGCAGGAGAAAGGAGAGGAGGCAUGUCGAGAGUUUUACCGCGCACUGCACCUCCACGUGGAGGACGUUUAUUUCAGUUUACCCACACGCCUCCGACUCAGAGAGUCUGGGGAACCAGUUGUCCCAAUCACGAGUCCCAAGGACAGAUAUGUAAUGAAUGACCAUAGUCCGUUCUUCUUCCUGAGUUGUUUCAGUGUGGCUGUAGGAGCAGCUCUGCUCUAUUACUAUGGUGAGUCCAAGCAGGUGUCAGGCUCCAGCAGCGCUCUGGGUCUGGCUGCGAUGGGUCUCAGUAGAAAAGUGCGGGACGUUCUCAUCUGGUACACAGAAGAUGGGAAGUGAUGGCUUUUUUGCUGCCUUAAAAAAUUAUUUAGACACAGCAAUUGAUUCUGAAAUACUCCGUUAUCCUUGUCAAAUAUAUACAAAAAUAUUUUAAUUCCGCUUUUAAAAAAUAUGUACAUACUAUGUAUAUAAAGAAAUUCAUGUUAGAAUUCAGAAAUAAAAUGACAGAAUUCCAAAGAUAAAAUCCUUAUAAAUCUGGAAUCUCUUGUAACAAUUUAAAAUAUAACCCUUUAAAUAUUUAUAUAACUGCUAAUAUCUUUGAUCAAACAUAACAGCCAUUGAAAUAAUAGCCAUUUAUAUGCAAUGCCAAGGGCAGGAACUCAUUACUUUUAAGAAAAGUUGUAUAGGAACCAAACUUCCUACUUGCACUAAAGUAUUUAACAGAGCUGCUCUGUUAAUGUUGCUGCAACCCUCAUUUUAUUUGUGCAUUUGUUUUGUUGUACUUUAAAAAUAGACAUCAAACUCAUUUAUAUAUUAUUUAUACUCAGUAUCUUCCAGUUCUCACAGACUCGGGAUUUGCCAAGAGAUUAUAGAAGUAAAACAUGGACGCAGAGGUUUAUAAUUCACUACACCAUUUAGCAAAUGCAAAACUGGGAAACCUGACAAAUCAAAUAGAUCAAGGCAUCAGAAUAUUUUGAAACAAAAGACAUUAAAGACUACAGGUAAACUUAAAGUCUGGUACCUUGGAGUAUUAGGAGUUUGUUACUUUAUAAUACCUUCUUUGUGGGCUAAGAUUUCAACAAAUAUGUUUAUAUUGUUUGCUUACUUUUAUACUAGCAGCAUGUUUGUACUGGUUUGUGUACUAAUAAUUCAUCUUGUCAGUUUACUCGUGUGGCCUUGUUUCUGCAGUGCAAUUGUAAGUGUUCUGUAAAUUUUUUGGCCUGGAAACUUUCAGGUGAAUUUGCUAAUUUGGCACAUUCACAGUAGUUAACUGAGAAACUAUAUAUUUUUUGUUAGGGGUUAAAAAGUUAUUUGGCUAAAUAAAGUGUGUAACUGUUGCAAAUGUA
Carassius gibelio (silver crucian carp) is the source of this 1665-nucleotide messenger RNA. RefSeq names its product caspase recruitment domain family, member 19 (gene card19). Bases 80 to 658 code for a protein of 192 amino acids. Gene Ontology annotation, cellular component: mitochondrion. The transcript is spliced from 6 exons. The record is from RefSeq and is a predicted model, not a curated record. NCBI's taxonomy places the organism in Eukaryota, Metazoa, Chordata, Actinopteri, Cypriniformes, Cyprinidae.